Messenger RNA from Pseudopipra pipra, 2463 nucleotides. It is a transcript of the gene MCIDAS, whose product is annotated as multiciliate differentiation and DNA synthesis associated cell cycle protein. The transcript is spliced from 4 exons. Gene Ontology annotation, cellular component: nucleus. NCBI's taxonomy places the organism in Eukaryota, Metazoa, Chordata, Aves, Passeriformes, Pipridae. The record is from RefSeq and is a predicted model, not a curated record. The coding region runs from base 1 to 861 and encodes 286 amino acids. Gene Ontology annotation, biological process: negative regulation of cell cycle; negative regulation of DNA replication.
AUGGGUGCUGGCAGCUCCCCUGACCUCAGGUUUCCCACCUGUGGAAUGGGCACAGAGGAGGACAGCACCUUGUUCCAUGUGUUAGAUGCACCCACCUUAAUGCCACCACCACCGGACUGCACUGACUUUAAUUUCCCUCUUGGUGAGGAGGUGGCCUUUGGGCCCUGCACUCUGCAGCUGGAGAGCAGCAUGCUGGCACAGGUGCCCCCGCAGUGCCUGCCUUCCCCUGAGCUGAGCUGGAGGGACCAGGCAGACCAGCACCAGAAAGCACUGGGAGAUGCCAUGGAGGCAAACAGCCAGCUGCAGGAGACUCUCAUACAGAGGCAGGAGGAGCUGGCAACACUGCGGGAGAGGAACGUGCAGCUGAAGGAGCUGGCAAGUCAGGCCAGGCAGCUGGCCUCUGUCCUUGACACGCUGAUGUUCCCGCAAAGCGCCGACGGGGCGACCCUUCCUCCUUCUCCUCUUCAUCCUCCACGUCCUCCCGCCGUCGCUGCUCCGACCGGCACCGGGCGGGCGGAUGCGGAGGGCGUGGACGCGAUGCUGCGGGCGGUGUCGGAGAAGUGCCGCGCCGCCCUGCGGAGCCUGGGGGGCAGCCCAGGGAAGAGCUCGGGGGGCAGCCCCGGGGGCAGCCCCACGGCCAAGCGCCCGCGCCCGGCCCCGCGUCUGCACGGCGCGUUCCGCGGGCUGCGCACCGGCCACGCCGCCCCACGCCCGGGCGGCGGGGACAUGGAGGGGGGCGGCAGCCUGCGAGCACAGCUGGGAGAGGCGGGAGCCAUCCGUACCCUGGCCUUCCCGCAGGGAAACGCCUUCACUCUCCGCACCGCCGCCGGCGGGCACCGCUUCCGAUGGGUGCCGCGCUGAGACCUUCGCGGCCCCGGGCACGCGUGUCCCGGGCGGGCCGGAGCGGGACCUGCCCCACCGUGAGGCUGGCAGCGCUCCCCACCCGGCGGCACGCUUCCCGUUUUCCCUUGGAAAAGGGGUAUUCACGCUGGAGGAGCGAUGUGACGAGCGCGGCAGAGGCCACCGCACCCCAACGAGAGCCCCGCGCCGCGAGCCCGACCGGCCCAGGCUCUGUGCGCGGAGCCGCCGUGGCUCUAGAGUUGGCAGCUCGCCCUCAGUAGCUUGCUAAUGAAUGUAAUGAAUGUAGAAAUUAAACGAAGUUCUGCCCGGUUUUAUCCAGAGGUUUUACUCGGGCAGACAGGCGCAGCCGACAGUCCAGUGGCCGGAGUUGGCCAGUGUGAAAGCAGACUGAUCGUCCCAGGUCGUUAAACAUGAUGCACCUGCCCCAUCGUGGAAUUUUGCACGCACAGUGUUUACAAAUUGCACUUGUAUCGUUCAUGUGUGCAACUGUAUGUGUAUAUUUGCACUAGGUGUGAUGAUUAAAUACUGCUUAAAAUUGCCAUGUAUUUGUACAGAUUUAAUGUAAACAGUUUUACUUCAUGUAUACUUAUUUACUUGUAUUAGAGCAAGGAUAACAGAAAGCAGAAACUUUUAGAAUAAAACAUGCUGCUUUUAACAUUCAGUGGUACUAAUUGAAGUAAAGAGAAGUGUAAAAAAUAAUAUUAAACUGUUCUGAAUGGAUACAUUUCAUUUUCACCCUCUGGUUUGAAAGCUGAACCACUGACAACACAUGUGAAAUAGUACCUGCAGUGUAUUUUUCAGUGGCACAUGAGUGAAGGCACUGUGCUUCACCCAGGGUAGAGAUUUUCUCUCUGUGAAGUUAUUGGUUUUUCAAUACUCAGAUUUUCCAGUAUUCUUGCAGAGGUCUGUGCACAUUAACAGCAGUCCAAGUGUGAGAGGCUUGUGUGAUAGUAAAGGUGACAGCACAUUGUCACCUCAGUAGAUUUCUUAAAGCAAUUGUAUAUACUCUUGCGCUUUUGGCAGCAGAGACUGUAUUCAGAAGGAGAAUAGUUGUUGUUGUCAGCAUGACAUAUGGCUUCUAGGAAGCUGCAGAGGUGGGUAUUCAGUACCUGUAGUCCUUUAUGUCUGCAGCACUGACAUCUUCUAUAGGAUUUGUGCUGAAGCCCUGUCUGGGAUGCUAAGGGCUCAACCCUGGAUGACUCCAGAGACAUUUAUAUUUCUGCAGAAGAGAAUCAUCACUUUGGCAAAAAUACUGUAUGAAAGCUCUGGUUCAUCAGCAGACAGAAGAGACAAAGCUUCCUGGCUGCACUGAAUUCAGUAGGGCAUAAACUGAUAGUAAAAGACAGCUUCUAUAGAUGUCUACAAUUCCUCUCUGUGUGUUUUAUGAAAUUAAACACAAAACGGAUAGUGCAUACAAUUUUGUAAUGCUCAUAAGCAUAAGCAUGUUAAUUCCUCGGAAAUAAAAUUACACAUUAAAAAUGUACACUUCUUUUAGGAUAUAACAAAAAAUAAUCACCCUGUUGGAUUAUCACUACUGUUGAUCUUGCUGCUACUUCACAUCUUUUCAGAGUUACAAAUACAUUUUUAUCCACUCAUACAUUC